AUGAAUUUUCAGAAAGAAAUAUGUAAAUGGAUUGAACGGAAAAGAAAAUUAGAAAAGGGAAAAAAUAAAAGUAGUUAUAUAUUACUACGAUUUAAGGAGACAUUUAAGAAAUCCAUUUUUGAAAAAGAACUGUUCAGAAAUGUCUGUUUUGAUGAAGAGAAUAGACUGUUCUCUAAGGGGAAAAAUCGGAGCAGCAUUGAGGAUGUUGAAAAAAAUAUAUAUUUGAAUCAUAAUCAUACAGAUAAAAAACACAAAAAAGAUACACAAUUAAGCAAGUAUGAACAGAAGAUUCAAUUACUCAAGAUUACCAUUAAAAAUUUCAAUAAUAUACAUCACUUAUUGGGGAAUAAUGACCCUUACUAUGGUAAAUUGGCACAUAUAUUCGCGCGAGAGUUACAGAAUGAAAGAACACUACACGCUGAAUACAAGGAAGAAAAAAAUGGAGGAAUCAACAGUUAUGAUAAUGUGGAAGGGUCGUUUAAGCAGCAUAUCCGAUUUAGUAUUUGGCCAAGCAUUGUAGACCUCAUGCAAUUGUUCAAUUUCUACACAGAUAUUGAAGUAUACAGAUUUCAUUUUUUAAUAUUAAUUUUAAAAUGGAUACCAAAUAUUGGAAACAUCACAAGUGUUAACCAUGAUGCAUCAGUUAAGUUUAUAAAAUCAUGUCUUAAACUGAGGAAGGAAAUACAUAAAAAUUUGAGUGUGCAAAAGGAGAUAUGCUUUUCGAGGAAGGGCAGAAUGGUUAUUCAUCACACCAAUUGGGCUUACUCCAAUUGGGGUUCCUCCAACUGCAUCCAUCGCCACGGACAACAUUUACAUAACGAGAAGUAUAGUGGAAAACGCUUAAGAGAAAAAAGAAAAAAUGAAUAUUCUCAAAUGUUUCAUUGCAAAAAGAGAAAACUCCAUUUUGAACAGACCUAUGCAAAAUAUAAGAAGCGAAUGUAUAAAUUGGAAAUGGAAUAUUGUAAUAAAUUGAUAGAAAAAUGUAUUUAUCACAUCAUAAGCACAAAAGGAUACUUGGACGAAUCCAACAUCUUGAAAUAUGUGAAGGUUCUAAAUGCAGGGCGAUUUUAUUUAUGUAGUAGAACUGGUGAGGCCAAAAUAGAAUCGAUGGGAUAUGAAACUAAUUUAUUUUAUACUAAAAUUACGGAUUAUGUCAAUUCAAAUUGUCAACAAAUUCCUCCAGAUGAACUUCUAACCACAAUCAGCUACCUCACUAAAGUGCAAACUCAGGAUAAACGCCUCAAAAAUGGAAGAAGCAGAGAGGUGAGAAGUGAAAUUGAAGAGAACAAACUCACGAAAGCACUUACACAGGUAAAUCAAAACAUUUGUAUCUCCAUUAAGAACAAAUCAGGAGAUUACACCGUUAGUGAAGUAUGCAAAGUAGUACACCUCUGUUCUAAGAAUAAACAUUAUGAUGAGAAUCUAUUCACGUAUGCAACCGAAUACUUAAUUGAUAAUUUAGAUGCACUUGAUUCUAAAAAAGUUGUCAAAGUUGCCAUAAAUUUGUACGAAAAGUUUGGAUAUAAAAGGAUUGAACUUUUAUUGGAAAUAAUGAACACUUAUAUGCCACCUGUCGAAAGGAAGAAGACACUUGUAAGGAGAGAUCAAAAUGGUGGAAGAAAAUCGAGGACAAAAAUUUCGAAAUGCUUAACGGGGGCCACUAAGAGUAGUCAAACUGGUUUGUCUGCUGGUUUGUCUGCUGGUUUGUCUGUUGGUUUGUGUGCUCAUUUGCAGCCUAAUUGGAGAUAUGGUGAAACCCGCUCGGACAGAGGUGAGGAUAAAAAAAGUGCGACCCCCACGAGGGAAAAAAAACUUUACAGAACUUUUGAAGACGUAAAAAUCAAGGAACUGUUACGAUUUCUUAAAAUACUGAUAGACAAUAACAUACAUAUGGAUGAAACAUGGACAGAAUACUUCCUCUCUCUAAUAAAAAAAAAAUUUUCAUUUAUUGGUAAAGCGGAUUGGCCCAUAUUUUGUCACGUUUUACUUCACACCCAGUCGAGGGAAAUUUUCUCCAGCUUUUUCCACCCAUGCAGUAGAUAUUACAUAUAUGACAAAAUGCCAAUUCAUGAGUUAACAGGAUCAAUUCAUGAGUUAACAGAAUCAAAUCACUUAAGUGUUCUGAUUCAAGUGAUGCUGCUCCUAAGUCUGCACAUAUACACAUACAACUGCAAGAAUUUUUUUACCUUUUUUUUUAACACUCUGCGUGAGUUUUAUGAUCGAAAUUGUGUACAUUCAUAUGGUGCAUACAGAAAAGGUGAGGAUGCAGAUGAUAAUGAUUAUGAAGAGGAGCAGCAGAAGGGGAAAGAAGAGGGUUGCAUAUUUUUCUUACCACGCAGGUGUGACGACAACCAUUAUGAAAAUGUAAGAAGUGUGCCAAAUGUUUAUAUACACAAUUUAAACAUGUAUGAAAGAGGGAAAAAUAAUAAAUAUGAGAAAAAAAAGAAAAAAAAAAAAAUUCAAGAAUUUCAAAAUAAAAUUAUGAAAAUGGAAAUUCCUUCCUGUGACCAAAUGAAAGAAGACAUAAUUCCACAUAUGAAAUUAAACGCACAGGAUUAUCAAAUAGGUGUCGUUUUCGAUUCCACGCAUUAUUUGAAAUGUCCAGAAGGGGUGGCAAACACCACAUCUGUCCUCCGUACUAGUAACAUGUCAGAUGAAUCACCUCCUGCUAGUCAACAGAACUUGUUGCAACACAAUUACCCUCUUUCUCUAUCCCAGACAUGUGACACAGUGAGGGAAGAGGAAGAAGUUAGCCAUUAUGAAGGGGCAGAAGUUGUCCAUAAUGAAAUGCAUGAACAGGCUUGCGAUUCUUUCCUAAACAGAAGAACCCCAUAUGAGAGAAUUCACCCCUCUAACACGUGUUCAGAUGUGAAUGCAAGAGAAAACCCCCCAAGGAAAUUUUGCAUAAACGAGAAAAACAUAUCAAAUAGAGUAGGAAAAAUAAACCAUUCAUGUAGUUAUAAACCAAUCUCUCACAUGCCAAAAAAGGGAACCUAUACUAAGCAGAAGAGAAUCAAUCGUAAAAUUCACUAUUUUGAAAAUCUCAACAAUGCACGUAAUGUCCUUAUGGCAAUACAAAAUGUUGUUCUUUAUCUUGUAGAGAAUAACUCUAACUGUUUUCACAAAAAUUGCUUACAAUGUUUCAACAUGGCACCUCAAAUGAGAAAUCUAACAAUUAAAAACCUCUCCUUGAUUCACAGCACGUACAUGUUAUGUUGCUCAUACAUUGAUUUCUCCACAAAACAGCAAAAAAUUAUGAACAAUGAAAAGGUCACCUCAUCUUCCAAACUUCACAAACAAGUCCUCUCCAUCUUGACAUAUGUGGACCCGAAGAGCGAAAUUGUAAGCGAGUUUGUUCAUCACCCAUUUCAAGUAGACAUAUGCAUGAGGAGAAAAUCUUCUCAUUAUGAAGUUACUUCAUAA
Molecule: messenger RNA, 3423 nt
Organism: Plasmodium gonderi
Lineage: Eukaryota; Apicomplexa; Aconoidasida; Haemosporida; Plasmodiidae
Exons: 2
Coding region: 1-3423 (1140 amino acids)
Source: RefSeq, a predicted model, not a curated record